GAAGCCCUUCCCAAUUCCCAUUUGUGUUUAUAUAUAUAUAUAUAUAUUUUAUACUUAUAGAGGGAAAACUGUCAACCAUAUCCAAAGUGCAAGACCAAAGAGAAAUAAUGUAUGCUUUUGUGAGGUUCUUGGAAGACGAUAUGUGUUACGCUUUACCCGCUUCAAAUGUGAAAGAUUUUAGACCUCUGCACAAAACAGAUUUUGAUAAUCAGAAGGUGUAUCUGGUUCUCAGAACAGAAGGGAAUGGUACAGGCCAGCCGUGCAAAGCACAUAUUCUUGCCCUUGCAGAUAACAUUGAUGAGUUUGAACAUAGUAUAAUGCAGAAAAAGAUGAAAAUGUCGACAAGGAAUAUGGGAAAUUCAGUUGAGAACCACUUUGGGGAGGAACGACUGCCACUGAGACGUAAAAAGGCCCAGACACAGGACCAUGGGCGUCCCACUGCCAACUCCUCCAAGAGCCUGGCAGCGGUGGUGGCCCGCCUGGAGAGGAACGCUGUGGGUUCCUGCAUGGAGGAAGAGGAAGACCUGGAGGAGGACAGGCUGGCUGAGGAGGAGGAGGAAGAAGAAGAGGAGGAGGAAGAGGAGGGGGACUCUGUGCCUGAGGAGGCGUUGGUACCGCGGGUUCUAUAUGAGGAGCUGGUCCACAGCUACAGGCAGCAGGAGGAAGAGGUGAGGAGGCUACAACAGGAGCUGGAGAGAACCCGCAGGCAGCUGGUCCAGCAGGCCAAGAAGCUGAAGGAGUAUGGCAGCCUGCUGACAGAAGUGAAGGAGCUGCGUGACUUCAACAGGAGGCUGCAGGACGUGCUCCUCAUGAGGCUGGGCAGCGGUGAGAGACACACACUCUCCAGUCACCUCUCACUGCAGCCUCCCAUUCACAUCUGUUCAGAGCCUAUGCAUGACAAUGGCACUCAGACAAUCAAAGCGGAGGUGGUGGAGCCCAUCAUUGAGCCACAGGAAGUGUGCAGAGAAGAGGCCAAUACCAGCUCCAGCCACUCCCCCUCCCCAAGAACAGUCUACACUUUUAAUGAUGGCAAGGUGCACCUGGGUGGGGGUAUCUGGGUGCAGGAAGAGAAGUGGCACCAGCUGCAGCGGACACAGGGAGACUCCAAGUUCACCAAGAACCUUGCCGUCAUGAUCUGGGGCACUGAGACCCUCAAGAACAGGAGUGUCACUGGCGUGGCCACCAAAAAGAAGAAAGAUGCCCUUCCCAAGCCCCCCCUCUCCCCAAGCAAGCUCAAAAUAGUCAGAGAGUGUCUGUAUGACAGAGUGUCUCAAGAAACGGCAGACGGCGCAGAGAUCACACAAAGAUUGUCCAAAGUGAACAAAUACAUCUGUGAAAAAAUUAUGGAUAUCAACAAAUCCAUCAAGAACGAGGAGAGGCGGGAAUCGAAGCUGCUUAUUAGACAAACCGUCAAGAUGGAGAAUUUCACAUACGAUGGCAUGUAGUGAUGAAAAGUUGUCACCAUACAAGAGCUCAUUCUCUUUUCUUGGACUGCUGAAACAGAAGAGGGUGGGUAGGUUCAUGUGUGCCAGGCCAGCACUAGAGAUUGUCAGUAGGCGCUCAAGGCCCUAAAUCCAUUAGCUGGAAGACAGCUUUACCUGCCAAUCAAUGCAGGGAGUGGUUAAACGUUUUGGUGUGUCGUAUGAACUGGUGUGAGAGAUUCUAAAAUCAAACUGGUUGUGAGAGAAUGCAGUGGCGCUCAAACAAAAUGUUCUGUGUCAGAACAUGACAUUGUGUCCUAAUAUUCUUAGUGAUUUCCCUUGAAAAAUUACUCUUCUGAUAGUAAGAAGAUAUUCUGGAAUAAUCAUGCUAGUGUGUGGUGGUUGAGAGGUUAGCCAUGCUGAAGGCCUUAGUGUUGAGGUCUCUGUGUGCUAUUGGUACUUACAGUGACGUGGAGAGGAUGUUAAUACACACUUCUUCAACGGGGUCUCUCCGAUAUACAUGUCUUCAUUGAUAGAUGCCACAUUGAGCAGAUAUUCCGUUGCCCUAGAGAUGAUUGCUGUGUGCUCAUCUAGUUUGGAGGCAAGGUUUGAGGACUCCUUAUCGUCCAUGGAAAUAUGCCAUUUGGAUUUCCAUAGUAUAGAGCACCAAUGAACAUUAACAGUUUUGUAAAGAGAGGUUUAUCAUUGUUUGUCUGCGGUGCUUGUCCACAUCAGACGUGUAACGUUCUUGAGAAGAUAUGUUGUUUUCUGUAUAAUGAUUUACAGUAUAUACCCUACUUGAGAGAUCCAACUUUUAGAUUUGAGUUUACAUAAAUGUGAUUGUUGUGGUAGUGUCUUUAUUCAAGCUCUCCUGCAGAUCGUUCGACUGUUUUGGAGUUGUGGUACAAGAUUUUAAGCCCAGAAAGGCCUUACGGUUAUGGAAAUCAUUGGGGACUGUGUCCUCCAGUUAUUUAGUAAGCUAUGAUUUUUAUUUAAAGUAAAGCUGAUAUCUUUAAACUGCACUUUGGUGUCUGAAUGUGAAAGGUUGCCAGGUACUGUGUUUGUUUGGCUGUGGGUAAAGCUGUCUGCAGCGGUCAGUGUUAGGCUAGAUCCCUGUGGGCCUGGAUAAAGCAGGAUUCCUGCUCUCUCACAGCCCUUUUCUUUGAGGCACACCACUAGGAAUGAAAUGCUAUAUAGUGACAACUCUCAAUGACAUGCCAUCAGAACUUUUCAAAUGUUUUUUCCCCAAACGGUUUGACUGGCUGUCUGCAACCUGGAACUAAAUGCUGCAGAUUGAAUUCUCAACUGUGACCAUGUGGCUAACUGUGAAUCACCUGCAGGUCUGCCUGUCAAGCCUUUUUGUCUCCUCACUGUCUAUGUAUUUGUGUUUGUGUGUAUGGUUUUUCUUUGUGUCUAUGGUUUUUCUUUGUAUUUCUUACGGUUCGAUCAACCUUUUGUUAAGCUACCAUAUGUGGGGAUAUUUUAGUGUAUAUAACUAGUCUCUUUUCACAAAUCAUGGACUUUUCCGUUUUUAGUCCGACUUACACAUUACCAUGCUAAACUCUUUUUUAAACUUUUUUUUGGAUUGACAUUGUAAUUCC
Molecule: messenger RNA, 3022 nt
Organism: Coregonus clupeaformis (lake whitefish)
Lineage: Eukaryota; Metazoa; Chordata; Actinopteri; Salmoniformes; Salmonidae
Product: BEN domain-containing protein 5-like
Exons: 6
Coding region: 108-1445 (445 amino acids)
Biological process (GO): negative regulation of DNA-templated transcription
Molecular function (GO): DNA binding
Source: RefSeq, a predicted model, not a curated record